UGACGCGGUGGUCAGGUGUUGCCUCAUAUAACGAGGGGGGAGCUGUCCAAGUGCUGAAAACAGACGAGAACAGAACCGCUCCUGAGGAGAUGCCAUACACCUUCACUGCUGUCUGAGCUUUAUUACCAAAAGGUAAUACAUUGCCUAUAAUGCUGCAUUUGCACCACAAGUUGCCCUUGGGUGGAGCCGUUGUCCUGCUCUUCCUCCUCCAUGGAUGUGCAUCCUCCGUGCAGGCUGCGUCUCUCCCCCGCCACUACCGGCUCCGAGGCGGGGAGGGUGAGGCGCAGCAGCCGGCAGCGCCCUACCAGCCGCCCAGCUCCGACAUGAUCAAAGCCCUGGAGUACAUCGAGAACCUGAAGCAGCAGCGGAACGGAGGAGGAGGAGGGAGAACCGGACCAGAACCAGUGGAUUAUGACGAAGAAGUGGACAAGUUCCGGGUGCUUCUUCAGCUCGCCUCGCAGCAGCAGCAGGAUGAAACCCCCGUGGAGCGUCAGCCUGCACCAAGCACCCAGAGGCAGGACAUUACCGCCGAGCAGCUGAUGAAAGCCCUGCUCCAGUCGCUCCAGGAUCGGCCCAGGAACGACCGACGCACGCACCAAAGGCACCGCGCCAAAGACACGGAGGCUCCAGAGGCUGCAGCAGCACCGGCACCGGCGACACAAUACGGUAACUUCCCAAGACCCCACAAGAAAUACCCUCUGAUGUUUGAAGACGAGGAAAAUACAGACGCCAAGAGGGCCACGGAGGAUCUGGAUGAGCAGUACACUCCUCAGAGCCUCGCCAAUUUACGCAGCAUCUUUGAAGAACUCGGGAGGAUGCCCAUGAUGGGGGGCCAGAAGAGAGACGUGUUCGGGGAUGAGGAUGAAGAUGAGGAUGAAGAAGAAGAAGGAGGUGAUGGGUUCAGCCUGAGGAGCCAGGCCUACGACGACGUGGCCGGAGGAGGAGAGGAGGAGUGGGUCCCUGUGGAGGAGAGGGAGGAGACGGAAGAGAUGGUGAACAGGAGCCACGAAGAGAUGGAGAGGGCACUGGAGGAGGAGAUGAUGCAGCGCAGGGCGAGGAGCCAGAAGAACCAAGAAGAUGAGGCUGAUGAUAAUGAUGAUGACACCAAGCUGGUGGACUACUACCUCCUGAAGGUCUUGGAGAUGAGCGAUCAGACGCAGAAGCAGAAGAGGGAUAAGACCACCGGAGAGCAGAGGAAGAGGCUGAUCCGCCCCUCCAUCGUGGAUCCAAGAACAGUGAAGGAGCUGCUGCAGCUCUCCUUGAAGCUCCACGUUCCUCCGCAGGAUCUCAUCGACAUGCUGCUCACAGAGGAGCUCAGGAAGUUCCAUCGGGAACCCCAAAGAAGCUCAGCUCGCUACACCACCACCACCACCACCACCAACGGCCAGAACACCCCCUCCAAGAUCCGGUACUACAGCCGCAGACUGCCAGUGAAGAGCAAGCCCAUCCCAGAGGAUAUGGACAGAGAGGACUUCUUGGACAUCAUCGGCGUGGAGACUAUCAGUAACGAGUAUCCCGUGCUGCAGAGACCCAUGAAGACCUCCCCAUCCUUGGAGAGAAUCCCAGCUGCGACCAAACCGGUCGCAAAUGCGGCUCUGGUUAAAAUCCCUCCAGCUCCAUCCUCAGGGCGCAGGGAGAACCUCUUUUUAUCCGAGCUCAACAAGAUGCCCCUGAAGCGUCAGUCUGCUGUUGAUGAAGAUGAUGAUGAAGGUGGUGAUGUUGAAGAUGAGGUGACCACCUACCUGGCAGCCAAGAUCCUCACAGAGUACCCGAACACCAUCAGCAAGAGGGACACCCAGGCGCAGCAGCUGAAGGGACAGUUCCCAUACGAGCUGUACGAGCGAGUCAUGAAGGACUACUUGGGGCAAGCGGAAAACAGUGAAAAAAGGCCGAUGGCCAAGAGGGAGACCGAGGUGGCCACGGAGGAGAAAGUAGAGCCCACAGAGAUGCAGGAGAAGGAGGAGAUGACGGACAAGACGUUGGCUCCACAGACCGUGAAUGAAGAGGAGGAGAUGGAGAACCAUGAAAAAACAGUGGCUGGGAUGUAGCACUGCGAAGACGCACGAAAAUUAUGAAUAUUUAUACUGUCUCAAAAAUAAAAGUUUGGUGGACGUGAUCUAGUUUACAAAUUUAUAUUAUAUGACCUAUAGCUGGUAUUAUCACCCUAACGAAAAAUGAACUAUAGCAAUCCAAAACAUUUGUAAAAAAUAGUCCCUAUACUUGCUGCAAGAACAUUCUAGACAUAUUGUAUUGAUAUAUCACAGGAGAUUAAAGGUGCAUACAUGAGAAAAAAAAAAAUGUAUCCUCAGAACACUUUUUGAUUUGAACUCUCAAAUUGCCAAUUAGGCCCUAUAACAUGUAGAUUAUAAUAUCAAGUCACAAUGAAAUCCAAGUUAUUUAAAGUUUUGUGAUGUUGUUAAAGGUUUGUUUACAUUGAUGGUGUUUGUAAACAGGCCUAUAUUUUCCAAUUAUAAUCAACUGUAAUAAAAAAAAAAAAACGCUUAUUUUUCAUCUAUGUCAAACUAUUCAAUUACACAUGUGAAUAUAUCUGUAAAUGAUAAAGUAAAAAUUGCUGACUGGGCCUUUUAAAAACACAAGCAUAUAUACCGACAAAGGAACAUUAUGGGGAUUUUUCGUUAGGGGCAGCGGCAGCAGCAGCGGCAGCAGCAGCGUGCUGGGCUGAGAGCGAGUGUUGUUGUGACUCGUGAUAUAUUCAGGGUUAGUGGAUUUAAUGUUAUUAUUAUGGAUAAUUAUUUCCAAGUCUAAAUAUCAGACCGUCGCCUGCCUUCCAACCCUUUCAUACUGCGAAGCUCCGUAUCGUUGGCCUACCAGUGGUUGUGCUAUGUAUGCUCAUUUUUAAACCAUUUUGUACAUGUUCAAUAAUGUGUGAUGAAUCACAGAUGAAUAAAGCAUCAGCGGUAUUAUUUUUCUUC
Sebastes umbrosus (honeycomb rockfish) is the source of this 2933-nucleotide messenger RNA. It is a transcript of the gene scg2b, whose product is annotated as secretogranin II b. The coding region runs from base 150 to 2048 and encodes 632 amino acids. The transcript is spliced from 2 exons. The record is from RefSeq and is a predicted model, not a curated record. NCBI's taxonomy places the organism in Eukaryota, Metazoa, Chordata, Actinopteri, Perciformes, Sebastidae.